This is a messenger RNA of Pelobates cultripes (western spadefoot toad), 1269 nucleotides long. The record is from the annotation of a GenBank genome assembly. Lineage: Eukaryota; Metazoa; Chordata; Amphibia; Anura; Pelobatidae.
AUGCCAUCUGACAUAACCACAGAUUCACUCUCAUUUCCACCUCAGUCUACACCAGAAUCAAGCACAGAUGCAUUAACAAGUCCAUCUGAGUCAAACCCACUUUCAACUUCAACCUCAUUUAAAUCUACCACAGAGAACUGGCCCAGCACCUCUGAAUCAAGUAUGGAUAUAUCAUCUACUGUUAGUAUAUCGACCACAUACUUACAUUCCAGUCCAUCUGACUCGACCGUAGAUAUAUCAACAAGUGAAUCUCAAUCUAACACACCAUCAAAUUUACCUGAAUCAAGCACAAUCUCACUUUCAAGUUCACCUGAAUCAAGCACAGAUGCGCCAUCUUCUACAAUCCAAUCAACCACCUACUCAAUGUCAAGUUCAUUAGAAUCAACAACAGAGAACUUGUCUGAUCUAUCUGAAUUAACAACUAAUGCUCUAUUGAGUCCAUCUGAGUCAACCACAGGAACCCGAUCAAGUACUAUUGAAUCAACAACUUCAACUUUAUCUGAAUCUACCUCAGAUGCAUCAUACACUGUUUCUGAUUCAACCAUAACCACACUAGCCAAUACACCAGAAACAAUCGCUGAUUCAUCCUUUAGCCCAUCUGAUUCAAACACCAAUAAACCAUCUAGUCCAAUUGAAUCAACAACUGGUUCAUUUUCCAGUGCAUCAGAGUCAACCACACUCACCCUAUCAAAUUCUUAUAUAUCUACAACUCUAGAAAUGUCAUCGCCAUUUGAAUCAACCACCAAGACAUCAUCUGCUGAAUCUGAGUCAAUAGCUUAUACCCCAUCAAGUCCAGAUGGAUUAGGUACAGACACCUCAUCAACAUCAUCUGGAACAACACCAGUUGACUUUUCUGGUCCUUCUGAAUCUACCACAGAUGCAUUGCCCAUUGAAUCUCAACCAACCAUCACCACACAAUCAAAUAUACCUGAAUCAACUACAGAUUCAGCGUUCAAUCCAUCUGAAUCCAACACAGAUAAAUUGUCUAGUCCAUUUCAAUCAACAACAAUUGCACUGUCUAUGCCAUCUGACAUAACCACAGAUUCACUCUCAUUUCCACCUCAGUCUACACCAGAAUCAAGCACAGAUGCAUUAACAAGUCCAUCUGAGUCAAACCCACUUUCAACUUCAACCUCAUUUAAAUCUACCACAGAGAACUGGCCCAGCACCUCUGAAUCAAGUAUGGAUAUAUCAUCUACUGUUAGUAUAUCGACCACAUACUUACAUUCCAGUCCAUCUGACUCGACCGUAAGAUAUAUCAACAAGUGA